AUGAGACAUGAACGACUUGGAUCAACCGGAUCCCGGCAAAGAAUGGUCGCUAUUUCUGUAUGGCUCGUUCGACUAGCUGCCGACUCAGAUUUCAUGUCAACAUCGGAGCAGUACGAAUCACGCGCUGUUUGUUGGGCUUCAGGGCGACUCUGGGCUCGUCGCGUUUCCCCCUCAGGCUGUCAGAAAGAGAAAAAGUCUGGUAGCUCAUCUGCAUGCCCUGCAUGCAGGCAGCAUGUCCGGCGUAUCUUUGUUCUUCCACCCUUCCAUCCGCCUUUCUUUCGGAUCCAGUACUUUUUCGCCAAAUUUUCUUUUCUUUUUGAGUUGAUCGAUUUGCCCGUUUUCCCUCAAUCAAUCGGGGAAUGGGUGCCCAAGGGAUCUACUAGUUUGCAGGCCCAUCGCCUCUUACUAACUUUUCCAAAUCUCCAGCUGCCCCUCCUUCGUCUUUCCCCUCCCCACGGACUAAACGCAACUAAACUCUUUCGUCCCUUGUCACUUGCUUAG
Molecule: messenger RNA, 501 nt
Organism: Aspergillus luchuensis
Lineage: Eukaryota; Fungi; Ascomycota; Eurotiomycetes; Eurotiales; Aspergillaceae
Exons: 1
Coding region: 1-501 (166 amino acids)
Source: RefSeq, a predicted model, not a curated record